Messenger RNA from Orbicella faveolata, 996 nucleotides. RefSeq names its product TCDD-inducible poly [ADP-ribose] polymerase-like. The record is from RefSeq and is a predicted model, not a curated record. Lineage: Eukaryota; Metazoa; Cnidaria; Anthozoa; Scleractinia; Merulinidae.
AUGCCAGACUGUCGGGAGUAUAAGGAAUUAGAUUCCUACCAGUGGCAUGAAGAGUCUCGUAAAGGCCCAUCUGGCAAUCAGAAAGCGGGCAAAAAUUCAACAAGUGCUGACGUUCCAAGCCAGUGGUCUUCAAUACCGUCUGAAACAUCAGUACUGCCAGACCCACCAGUCAGCAGCAGCAGUUUGCCCAUGCGAUUCUUUGUGGAGUAUGAGGAAUCAGAUUCUUGCCGGUGGCAUGAAGGGUCUCGUAAAGGCCCAUCUGGCAAUCAGAAAGCGGGCAUGACAGCAACAAGCGCUAACGUUCCAAGGCAGUGGUCUUCAAUGCCGUCGGAUGAGCAAUACAGACGCGUUCCGUUAACUACAACCUCAUCUGAAUAUAAAAAGAUGGAGAGGCUGUUUAAGAAAAGUGUAAGGAAGCACGUGGUCAUCAAAGGUAUUGAACGUGUGCAGAACCCGUUCAUGUGGGAAAAGUAUCAAAGGAAAAAGGAGAACAUGCUGGCGGUCAAGGCUGGGAGCCAAAAACGAAUUCCUCCCAACGAGAAAAGAUUGUUUCAUGGAACUAGCCCUGAAAACGUGGAAGCCAUCUGUAAACACAACUUUGAUUGGCGCUUGCACGGAAAGAACGCGACGGUGUAUGGGGAGGGAAGCUACUUCGCUUUGAAUGCCUCUUACAGCGACGCUUACGCCAAGAAAGACGAGAAUUCAUGUCGAUUCAUGUUCGUGGCCAAAGUCCUUGUUGGUUCUUAUACUGAGGGCCGCUCCAGUUAUCGAAGACCCCCACAGAAAGAUCCUUCAAACCCAGCGAGCGAUCUGUACGACUCCUGUGUGGAUAACAUAUCAAAACCAACCAUUUUCGUCGUUUUCGAUACCGAUCAGUUCUACCCUGAGUACAUUAUCAAGUAUUCACAUGAGCGUGCUUGCUAUCCAGCUGCAGUAGCAUACCAAGUAGCCCAUGGUGGUUAUCAGAGUGCUUAGUAUUCAUUUUAUGUAGGUAAU